AUGUCUUCUAAUACUACAAGUACGGAUACCGGUGUGCCAUCAACGGCGGUGUCGAGGUCUGCUCCUGCUACGCAGGCACCCUCUUCGCGUCCGACGGCGAGAUCUUCUGCCUCUGUACCUGCACCGUCGAGUCCAAGUGCUAACAGCAGUCCACCUUCAGUCCCGACGACGGAGCCGUCACCCUCCACGUCGAUCACCCCCGAUGCAAGCACCACCCCAGCCGAGACUCCCACAACUCCUUCUCCUGUCACUUCUUCUCCUGAGCCUUCUGUACCUCCUCCCUCUACACAGAUACCCGUCACCACGCCCGCUGGCCCCAGCACCGUUCCCACACCAACCAGUCCGUCAGACACGGAAUCCACUCCAUCCGCAUCAAUCCCGGCGACCGCAUCAAACGUAUCGAGCGCAUUGACCACCGAUGCGCCCACGCCCUCUUCUUCCCUUCCGCCGAUUAUAUCCACCAUCACCUCAACAGACGCGGAAGGUAAGACGGUCACGAUCGUGACGACUUCGACUCAAAGCCCGGUCGCGAAUUCACCAUCGAUCACCGCCACGGAAUCCGCCGCUUCUUCGUCAGUGACUGCAGACCUGCAAGGCUCAGGCUCAGGGAGUUCCGGGGGUGGUGGGCUGAGCAACAGUGGGACCAUCGCAGUCGCGGUUGUUGUCCCGAUCGUUGCGGUGGCCCUCUUGGUAGUCGCGGGCCUGUUUCUCUGGCGGAAGCGGAAGGCACGCAAGGACGCAGAGGAACUGCGAAGGAAGGAGGUUGAGGAGUACGGAUACAACCCGAACAACGACCCCACCCUCCCUGCUCUGGGUGGAGCGGGAUCGGCUGGCCACGAUGGCUCGUACGAGAUGAAAGAGGAUGGCUCAUCCGGAUAUCGAGGCUGGGGCACUACAGCCGUGGGUUCUUCGGGGCGCAAGGCCUCGACGACAGUUUCCGGCGGUCACUCCGCUGGCGGCAUUGGUAUGGCAUACUCUGAAGGCAAUUAUUCACCAACACACGGCCCGAAUUCUGACACUCGAUCAGAUAAUGCACUAAUGGAUGGGCGGCCGCUGUCCACCGAUGCAGAGCCUCUUGGUGCGAUGGGGCCGGCUGCAUCAGGCAACCGAAACGGAGAAAUCAACCGUGGACCCUCGAACGCGUCGUCCUCCUACAGUACCGCGGCUCGAUCAGAUGGCUCCGCCGAAGGGGCCGGUGCAGGAUUCUACAGCAACCAAUACGAUACGGGGAACCCUUACAGCGCCGACACCCAGUACGGCAGCCCCCCAGCAGAGAUGGGUGGCCAACCCGUCAUCCGUGAUGUGCAGGCUCGACGCAAUACGAGGAUAGAAAACCCAUCCCACUUCCCCCAACAAAGCGCCGGCAUCUCGCAGAACUUCUAG
Molecule: messenger RNA, 1383 nt
Organism: Drepanopeziza brunnea f. sp. 'multigermtubi' MB_m1
Lineage: Eukaryota; Fungi; Ascomycota; Leotiomycetes; Helotiales; Drepanopezizaceae
Source: RefSeq, a predicted model, not a curated record